This is a messenger RNA of Leptonychotes weddellii (Weddell seal), 4720 nucleotides long. Lineage: Eukaryota; Metazoa; Chordata; Mammalia; Carnivora; Phocidae. The record is from RefSeq and is a predicted model, not a curated record.
AUGAGUCAGUUUAAGUUAAAAGCAGAAUCAGACCCGUACCCGGAAGCUCUUACUGACCCUGCCUACAAGGGACAGAUUCUCACCAUGGCCAAUCCCAUUAUUGGGAAUGGUGGAGCCCCUGACACCGCUGCGCUGGAUGAGCUGGGACUUAGCAAAUAUUUGGAGUCUGAUGGAAUUAAGGUUGCAGGUUUGCUGGUACUGAAUUAUAGCAAUGACUAUCACCACUGGCUGGCUACCAAGAGUCUCGGGCAGUGGCUACAGGAAGAAAAGGUCCCUGCAAUUUAUGGAGUGGAUACAAGAAUGCUGACCAAAAUAAUUCGGGAUAAGGGUACCAUGCUUGGGAAGAUUGAAUUUGAAGGUCAGUCUGUGGGUUUCAUGGAUCCAAAUAAGCAGAAUCUGAUCGCUGAGGUUUCAACCAAGGAUGUCAAGGUGUAUGGCAAAGGAAACCCCACGAAAGUGGUAGCCGUAGACUGCGGGAUUAAAAACAAUGUAAUUCGCCUACUAGUAAAGCGAGGAGCUGAAGUGCAUUUAGUUCCCUGGAAUCAUGAUUUCACCAAGAUGGAGUAUGAUGGGCUUUUAAUUGCUGGAGGACCUGGGAACCCUGCUCUUGCACAACCACUAAUCCAGAAUGUCAAAAAGGUUUUGGAGAGUGAUCGCAAGGAGCCAUUGUUUGGAAUCAGUACAGGAAAUUUAAUAACAGGGCUGGCUGCUGGUGCCAAAACCUACAAGAUGUCCAUGCCCAAUAGAGGGCAGAAUCAGCCUGUUUUGAAUAUCACAAACAGACAGGCUUUCAUUACUGCUCAGAAUCAUGGCUAUGCCCUGGACAGCACCCUUCCUGCUGGCUGGAAACCACUUUUUGUGAAUGUCAAUGAUCAAACCAACGAGGGGAUUAUGCAUGAGAGCAAACCCUUCUUCGGUGUACAGUUCCACCCAGAGGUCAGCCCGGGCCCCACAGACACUGAGUACCUAUUUGAUUCUUUUUUCUCACUGAUAAAGAAAGGGAAAGGUACCACGAUUACAUCAGUUCUGCCCAAACCAGCACUAGUUGCAAGUCGAGUUGAGGUUUCCAAAGUCCUUAUCCUAGGAUCGGGAGGUCUGUCCAUUGGUCAGGCAGGUGAAUUUGAUUACUCAGGAUCACAAGCUGUAAAAGCCAUGAAGGAAGAAAACGUCAAAACUGUCCUGAUGAACCCAAAUAUUGCAUCAGUGCAAACCAACGAGGUGGGCUUAAAGCAAGCAGAUACUGUCUACUUUCUCCCCAUCACCCCUCAGUUUGUCACUGAGGUCAUCAAGGCGGAACGGCCAGAUGGGUUAAUUCUAGGCAUGGGUGGCCAGACAGCUCUGAACUGUGGAGUGGAACUAUUCAAGAGAGGUGUACUCAAGGAGUAUGGUGUGAAAGUCCUAGGGACCUCAGUUGAAUCCAUUAUGGCCACAGAAGAUAGGCAGCUAUUCUCAGACAAACUGAAUGAAAUUAAUGAAAAGAUUGCUCCAAGCUUUGCAGUGGAAUCGAUCGAGGAUGCUCUGAAAGCUGCAGACACCAUUGGCUACCCAGUGAUGAUCCGUUCUGCCUAUGCCCUGGGUGGGUUAGGCUCAGGCAUCUGUCCCACUAAGGAGAUCUUACUGGACCUCAGCACAAAGGCCUUUGCUAUGACCAACCAGAUUCUGGUGGAGAGGUCAGUGACAGGUUGGAAAGAAAUAGAAUAUGAAGUGGUCCGAGAUGCUGAUGACAAUUGUGUCACUGUCUGUAACAUGGAAAAUGUCGAUGCCAUGGGUGUUCAUACAGGAGAUCUAAACAUGUUGAAGAUAGAAAAUAAGGAGUCUUCGGUGUUUUUGAAAUUCAACAGUUCACUGGUCCUUAUUGUGUCUGUUCUAAACUUGAAUCUCUCUUUUUCAUUAAAUCCUAGUGAGUCCAUUACAGAAGAAACCCUGAAAAAGUCAAAGGAGAUUGGGUUCUCAGACAAGCAGAUUUCAAAAUGCCUUGGGCUGACUGAGGCCCAGACAAGGGAGCUGAGGCUAAAGAAAAACAUCCAUCCUUGGGUGAAACAGAUCGAUACACUGGCUGCAGAAUACCCAUCAGUAACAAACUACCUCUAUGUUACCUACAAUGGUCAGGAGCAUGAUAUCAAUUUUGAUGACCAUGGAAUGAUGGUGUUGGGCUGUGGUCCAUAUCACAUUGGCAGCAGUGUGGAAUUUGAUUGGUGUGCUGUCUCCAGCAUCCGCACACUGCGUCAGCUUGGCAAGAAGACAGUGGUGGUGAAUUGCAACCCUGAGACCGUGAGCACAGACUUUGAUGAGUGUGACAAACUGUACUUUGAAGAGUUGUCUUUGGAGAGAAUCCUAGACAUCUACCAUCAGGAGGCAUGUGGGGGCUGCAUCAUCUCAGUUGGGGGUCAGAUUCCAAACAAUCUGGCAGUCCCUCUGUACAAGAAUGGUGUCAAGAUCAUGGGCACGAGCCCUCUGCAGAUCGACAGGGCCGAGGAUCGCUCCAUCUUCUCAGCUGUCUUGGAUGAGCUGAAGGUGGCUCAGGCGCCCUGGAAGGCUGUUAACACUUUGAAUGAAGCACUGGAAUUUGCAAAGUCUGUGGGCUACCCCUGCUUGUUGAGACCUUCCUAUGUUUUGAGUGGGUCAGCCAUGAACGUGGUAUUCUCUGAGGAUGAGAUGAAAAAAUUCCUAGAGGAGGCCACUAGAGUGUCUCAGGAACACCCAGUGGUGCUGACAAAAUUUAUUGAGGGAGCCCGGGAAGUGGAAAUGGAUGCUGUUGGCAAAGAUGGAAGAGUUAUCUCCCACGCUAUGUCUGAACAUGUGGAAGAUGCAGGUGUCCACUCAGGAGAUGCUACUCUGAUGCUGCCCACACAAACCAUCAGCCAAGGAGCCAUUGAAAAGGUGAAGGAUGCUACCCGAAAGAUUGCAAAGGCUUUUGCCAUCUCUGGCCCAUUCAACGUCCAGUUUCUUGUCAAAGGAAAUGAUGUCUUGGUGAUUGAGUGUAACCUGAGAGCUUCUCGAUCCUUCCCCUUUGUUUCUAAGACACUGGGGGUAGACUUCAUUGAUGUGGCCACCAAGGUGAUGAUUGGAGAGAGCAUUGAUGAGAAACCUCUUCCCACAUUGGACCAUCCCAUAAUUCCUGCUGACUAUGUUGCAAUUAAGGCUCCAAUGUUUUCCUGGCCCCGGUUGAGGGAUGCUGACCCCAUUCUGCGUUGUGAGAUGGCUUCCACCGGAGAGGUGGCUUGCUUUGGUGAAGGUAUUCACACAGCUUUCCUAAAAGCAAUGCUUUCCACAGGGUUUAAGAUACCCCAGAAAGGCAUCCUGAUUGGAAUCCAGCAAUCAUUCCGUCCCAGAUUCCUUGGUGUGGCUGAACAAUUACACAAUGAAGGCUUCAAGCUCUUUGCCACGGAAGCCACGUCAGACUGGCUCAAUGCCAACAAUGUCCCUGCCACCCCAGUGGCAUGGCCCUCUCAGGAAGGACAGAAUCCCAGCCUCUCUUCCAUCAGAAAAUUGAUUAGAGAUGGCAGCAUUGACCUGGUGAUUAACCUCCCCAAUAACAACACUAAGUUUGUCCAUGAUAAUUAUGUGAUUCGGAGGACAGCUGUUGACAGUGGAAUUGCUCUCCUCACUAAUUUCCAGGUGACCAAACUUUUUGCUGAAGCUGUGCAGAAAUCCCGCAACGUGGACUCCAAGAGUCUUUUCCACUACAGGCAGUUCAGUGCUGGGAAAAUGGCAUAGAGCAUAAACACCCAGCUCCAGCUGAAAUCAACCCAAGCCACACUGGAUCUAAAGGAACGGACUUCCAGCCGUCUUCCAUAGAGACAAAUACUGACACCAAACUAUUUUCAGUUUACUUGGUUAUGCCUAAAUGUUCUUUUCUUUCACAAAUUGUUGUCCGUCACUUUUUACAAACCUUGCUUAAACUUCUUCCUAAAUAACUUGUUCUACAUGAGAAUUCAUCUAUUUUCUAAUGCCUUAUUUUUGGUGGGGCAAGCUUACCUAUGUGCCUCUUUGCAGCUAACAUUUUAUGGUGCUGAUGAAUGAUGAUCAAGGUAGAAAAUGUCGCUGCUCUAUUUUCUGAACUAUUCCCAUACAUACUUUCAAUACACUAUUGUCAUUGCUUUUAAGUAGCAUCUGCCACACAGGACAUUUUAACAAGUCAGAAUACUAAAAAAAUUUGUUAAAACGAAAUAUGAAUUUAAUUUAUGAACCCCUUUGUAAUGAUGUUUGUGUAAUGCAUCUUUUUGAUAAUUAUGCUCAAUUAUCUGGCUCACCCAGGAAUAUUCCUAUUCCUUUUCAUAGUACUGACUUUGAGAAGUGGCAGAGGUCUUUAAAGUAUGGAUUUCUUCAGAGGACACUGGUUUGCAGUUUUGUGUUUUGGAGUAUGUCAGCAGAUAGCAGAUACUGCUGAGGUGGUUUUCUGUUCUUGUUUUCCUUUGGAUUUUAAACCAGAGCCAAGUGAAAUCUUCAGAUUGAUACCAUCUCUCUCCACCUCUACCCAACCCCCGGCAACUUUGGAAUAACUUGGAAGUUAUGUCCACUCCCUUCAGAUUAUGGAUUCUGUUGAUUUACUGAGCCCCAUAUUGCACUAUGAAUUCCACACAUUUUAAACACAAGGUCCCCAUUCCUUCUGCCUACAAGAAAAGUCCUUCCUACAGGCAGCCUGUGUAACUUUUAAACAUUUUGUGUAUUACAAGUGCUCUAAUUGUAAACUUUUAAAUAAAAUGCUAUUAAGAGGCGA